UGAUAUUUAUUAUUGUAUUUUAAAAACAAUACAUACAAAUAAUACAUACAGCGGAAAAGUCUCAACUCUCACCAUCGCUAUUAUUUCCUUUCCUUUAGAAAAAAUACCCCACCAUGUCUCUCAACGAAGAAACCAUCCGCGCAGCUGUCUACUCUGGGUCUAUCGACCUCUUCGCUGCCCUUCUCUCUAAAGACCCUUCAAUUAUAAAUUAUCAAUUUGACAGACGUGGUACACCGCUCGCAUUAGCAUGUCAGAGCCAACAACCGGUCAACUUCCUUGAGUUUCUACUUAAGCAAGGCGCUGACCCGAAUCAAGAUCCCGACGUUGCACCAUUUCCGUUGGCUUCUGUGGCAGCUUUCUACAGCGACACCAGCGCUGCGGCACUUUUACUGGAGCAUGGCGCAAAUAUAGAAAACACAGGAGCGCUUGCAGCAGCUGCAGGAAGAGGGAACGAAAGUAUGGUGCGAUAUCUACUUGAGCAUGGUGCGCAGCAGGAUAAGGACGUUAUAGAAGGGGGAAUUCCUGAGUUGGCGUUGCAUAUUGCAGCGCGCAAAGGACACGUUGGAAUAGUAAAGAUGCUGCUGGAGCAUGGCGCAGACAUAGGGAAAAGAGACGCUGAGGGUAGAACGGCCCUCGAAGUCGUGAGAAAUGCUGAAGAGAAAGAUGGAAGUGAUUUGAGCGAAGUCCGGAGCCUCCUAACUAAGGAGUAAUUGGAAAGAGUUCUAGUUAAAUCAUUGUUUUAAAGUUAGAUUAAUUGAAUAAUUGAAUCAUGGUUUAUUCUCGUAGCUAGCAAACGGGGAUAUUCGAUUAAUUGGAAGAAGUUACUGUAGGAAGUAUCUGUUAAGAACCGUAAUAUUUUGAGAGACUGCUACUGUAUAGCUCUAUAGCUUCUUAAGACUGUUAUUUACUAUGUCCUCAG
Molecule: messenger RNA, 919 nt
Organism: Daldinia decipiens
Lineage: Eukaryota; Fungi; Ascomycota; Sordariomycetes; Xylariales; Hypoxylaceae
Product: ankyrin repeat-containing domain protein
Exons: 1
Coding region: 114-710 (198 amino acids)
Molecular function (GO): protein binding
Source: RefSeq, a predicted model, not a curated record